Aureobasidium pullulans EXF-150 is the source of this 3187-nucleotide messenger RNA. Its product is annotated as ARM repeat-containing protein. Gene Ontology annotation, cellular component: cytoplasm. Gene Ontology annotation, biological process: chromatin remodeling. NCBI's taxonomy places the organism in Eukaryota, Fungi, Ascomycota, Dothideomycetes, Dothideales, Saccotheciaceae. The record is from RefSeq and is a predicted model, not a curated record. Bases 25 to 3078 code for a protein of 1017 amino acids. The transcript has 2 exons.
CUUGAAUCGUAAAUACACGAUAGGAUGGAAAGAAGAAACGAGGCUUUUCAGAAACUCAAACCAAUAUGCAUCGCUCUCAGUCAAUCAACAUUAGCAUUUGCAGGCAACCAUAAAAAUGUCGACAGCAUCAUUCAAUCUCUUGAAAGAUUAUCAAGAAUCCUGGAAGAAAUUGCGACUCGACCAGACACCUUUGAUCACAAGUUAGCCGAUUAUGUCUUCUUUCCCAUCUCACAGGUUCUCAAAGCCAGCCGGGAUCUUCCUGUGCAGGCCAUGGAAGCAUGUUUGCGAUGUCUCUCCGUUCUCAUCUCCAAAGGCUGGUCGGGCAAGAUCGAUCCGAACCUGAGUGGCCAACUAUUGAUCUUCUUGACUCUCACUUGCGACACAUCUGGAAAGACGGUGCCUACAGGGCUUGCCACAGACGAGCUUCGCGCGGCUGGGUUCAAUUGCAUGCAAGCACUCUUCGAUUCUUUGAGAACGACUUCUGCGGGAAAGUCCUCUCUGGUCGCGACCGCGAAUGUUCCUUCUCUAGGACAUGCUGUCUCAGUGGUCCUCGAAGGUGUUGUCAGUGGAGAAUCAUUCCAGGUUCAACUAGCAGCAGCAGAAGCUUUACAGGCCCUGGUGGCUUGCAUAGAUGAUCUUGAAGUACUGUCAAGCUUCUUACCGGGUAUCGUUUCCUCAUGGACCAUGGCACUCACACCUGCUACCAAGGGCCGUCGACACUGGAGAGUCCUUGUGGCCGGCUUAUACACUGUCGAGUCGCUUCUGCGAUCACUUCUCAAUGAUAGCGUGGUCGAUCAGUUGUCUUCAGCAGAAAGGAAGACAGUUGUCAAGGAUCAUAAACCAACAAAGCUGGACAGUAGCUGGGUGAAAGCCACGGCAGCGCAAUUGAAAGUCGCAAUAGCGAACAUCAAUAGGCUACGCACACACGAACGCCCAGAAGUACAAGAAGCUGCUCUUGACUUCAAUCUAACAUUGCUCUCCGAAUGCAGCCAUGCGUUGGAAGAAUCCUGCGCUUUGGCAGCAGAAACAAUCUUGCUUCUGAUACAGGGAGAUUCGAAUGCAUCCUACAGGGACAAGAUUGCGAAUCUGGCACAGAACAACACCAAGAUCUCAGAACUUCUGUCGACGGCAUUUCGUAACGAACAACUCUCGCUGGUACGAAUAAUGCAAUCAAAUGAUGAUCAAGCGAAAGAGCGAUCGCUCGGAAAGCUCUUUGGCGCAUAUACAAUACUCGCUGGCACUGAGGUCGACAUGUCGAUCAUCUCAAGGAUGUUGGGCACUGGUCUGAAGGACAGUGUGACGACAGUCUUACAACAUUCGGUUGACCAAAAAGCAAAGACCUCCAGAGUCACACCGGUCACUAUUUCAGACAUGACCUUACAAACAAGUCAAAAGUCGUUGAUCUUCACAUCACCACUGGCAGAGUAUAAGACUCAGGAGGUUAUGUUGGACCAUGUUGGUCAGAUGCUCAAGAAGCUUAAAGCAGCUCAACCAUCGUUGGGACUUGCCUCAGACCUCAUGCCAGCUUUGAGAACGUCGGAGAAGACCACCCAAGUCGCCACUUUCUGGCUGAUACUCCAGGACCUCCAAAACACCAACGACCAAGUUGAUGGCUUUAUGAACGAUAUGCUCGUCGGCGGACUCUACUCGAAGGAUCAAUCUGUGUCACUGAGAGAACAACUGUACUCGUUCUCCUUAGAAGUGCUAGAGGACGACGACACAGUGGACUGGAGACUCAAGAGUCUUGCUCUUGAAGCCGUCGCGUUACACGCACAGCGAUAUGGCGUUGAGUUCAAAGACGAGCUUGUGGAAGCUCUCUACCCUAUUCUUCACCACCUCGGAUCGGAGUCAGGGUAUGUGCGAAACCACGCAAUGACAUGUCUGAACAUUGUGGCGGAUUCAUGUGGUUACGCAGAUGCCGGCGAGCUCAUUGUGUCGAACGUUGACUACCUCGUCAAUGCUGUAGCUUUGAAGCUCAACGCAUUCGAUGUCUCACCACAAGGACCUCAAGUUUUGCUCAUGAUGGUGAGGCUGGCUGGACCAUCACUCUUGCCUUAUCUGGAAGACACACUCGAGAGUAUCUUUGCAGCGCUGGAAGACUAUCACGGAUACACAACUCUGGUCGAGCUUCUGUUUGCAGUUCUUCGAACGAUGGCCGAAGAAGGAGUCAAGUCUCCUAUGUUGUCCAUCACGAAUGGACAAGAGGCACCAAAGAAAGACACAAGCCGCUGGAAGCCAGCAGAUCUCGCUGAGCUUGUCGGGAUCAUCAAAGGACUUUCUCGCAAACCAGUCGAUGUCUUAGAUCCUCCGACAAGCCUGCUUGACCCCGGAGACGAUGCUACUCCAGAAGACCAACUCGAGGAACCAGAAGAACCCUCAGAAUCCACACCCCCAGCGCCAAAAACCUACAACCUCCUCCUGAAAAUCACCCAACUGACCCAACACUACCUCUCCUCCUCCUCCCCCGCCCUUCGCACUUCCCUCUUCUCUCUCAUCCGCACGACCAUCCCCGCCCUCGCCAAACACGAAAACUCCUUUUUACCUCUGGUAAAUACGCUCUGGCCAGAAGUAACGUCCCGCCUCUUCGACUCCGAAGCAUUCAUCGUAGCCGGUUCUCUCAACAUCAUCGCUACAAUGUGCGAACAUGCAGGCACAUUUAUGCGUACGAGAAUUGACUCGCUGUGGCCUGAAUUACUAUCUCUGCAUCGCAAACUGAGCAGAGAAAUCACAUCAGGGAUGUCGAAAUCUCAACAGCAAAAACAACAAGAACAACAACAGAAUACACAAGCUUUGAUAACAAGGAACCUGGAACUAGGUUAUGUGGACACGUCAACCAAACAACUAUGGCAUAGUCUUGAGGAUUUGCUGGUUGUGAUUGUCAAGGAUGUUGAAGUUGACGCUGAGAAAUUCGAUGAUGUGCUUAGGAUGUUGGCGCCGAUUGCUGGGUUGGAUGAGGGAAAGAGAAGUGUGCUAGAGGAGUUUAAUGGGGAUGCGGUGUGGUUGGCUGAGUUUAGGACCAAGCCGAGGGAGUUGAAUGUGCCGAAUAGUUCGAGGUUUGCUUUUGCUCAGGCUGUUUAGGUGGAGAUAGGUGCUCAAGAAGCAGAAUAGAACAGUGCCUUGAUACAGAUGCGAGGAAGACACGAGUGAAUGUGAUGCGUAGACGAUAAAUGAAGGAGCGGUUUGGCCU